Arctia plantaginis is the source of this 717-nucleotide messenger RNA. The record is from the annotation of a GenBank genome assembly. NCBI's taxonomy places the organism in Eukaryota, Metazoa, Arthropoda, Insecta, Lepidoptera, Erebidae.
AUGGCCACCACCCGGACGCCCACUAAGCGUCAGGAAGAGACAGACCUCCCCCCCCCUAAACAGCCCGCAAGGCUGAGUAGGCAUAGUCUGGAGAAGUGGGAGUCGACCGCCAGUGCCUCUACUACGGUGGGGACACAGGGCGCUCCGACCACCUCCAGAUCAAAAGGGCCAAUUACCAAAAAGCCCACAGACAGCCCAAAGGAGGGGGUGGAAGUGCGUGCGCACGCAAGCACAGUGACGACCACCACCGCAAAUAAAAAGACAAAAACGCAAGAGGCGGCUGCACUGGUUAUGAGGGCAAAAAUGGCCCUCAGCCAAUCCAAAAACUUAAAAACGGAGGUGAAGGAGACCCUCAUAGAUGUUCUGGGCAAACUUAAGAAACUGGUGGGUGACUCCGAGGCCGAACGCGAGGCCGAAAAAGGUCGGAAGGGGAGCGGGGGAGCCGGGGAUGGGGUGCCGGUGAACAUAAACACCUGCGCCUCGUCCGCGGUUCCCCCGGACUCCGGACCGAGCAAAAUUCUCGAGGAGCACUCCCGUCUCCUCCUGGAGCACAAGGAGGGGAUGAAGGCCCUCCAGGAGGAGAUGGCAAAGUGCACCCAGGCUAUUGAGGAGCAGCGUCGGAGUUACGCCACCGUGGCCGCCUCGACUCCGCAUAAAUUAAUGCAACCGCUGAGGCCCGCGGAAAAGGAGCAUAGAUUUAAGUUAGAUAUAAGAUAA